CUCAACGUUUUACGAGAAAAAUUUGUAAAUUUCUCACAAAUUAAUAAAAAAAAAUGAGUUCUCAAACAGUGCGUACGCCUGUUUCACAAAUUAUACACAGUAAAGAUGAAGCCGAAGAAGAGGAGCCCAAGAAAAAGUCGCGUGAAGAUUGGCGUAAAGCCAAAGAGCUAGAGGAGGCUCGUAAAGCUGGUACUGCACCGGCGGCGGUGGAUGAAGAAGGUCGUGACAUUAAUCCUCAUAUACCACAAUACAUAUCGAAUGCUCCUUGGUAUUAUGGUGCUAAAGGACCCACAUUGACUCAUCAAAGACCCCAGCGCGAUGAAGAUCAAGGCGCUUUGGAGCGUAUGGCUCCCAAAGGUGUUGAUACCAGUCGCUUGGUUACGAAAUUUCGCAAGGGAGCCUGUGAAAACUGUGGAGCCGUGAGUCAUAAGCGUAAAGAUUGUUUGGAGAGGCCACGCAAGGUUAUAGCGAAAUUUGCCGAGUCCAUAGUGGUGCAUGAUGAGCAUAUAGCGCAGGAUAAUUCAGUGAAUUAUGAUGAGAAAAGAGAUCGCUGGAGUUCCUAUGAUCCAGCCAAUCAUCGGGAAAUUAUUGAAGAGUUUGAGAAGGUGGAAGAAGCCAAAAGGCAAUUAAAGGCAGAAAAAUUAAAAAAUGAUCCUGAUGCGGAAAUAUCUGAUGAUGAGAACAAUGAAGAUAAAUAUGUGGAUGAAGUUGAUAUGCCGGGUACUAAAGUAGACUCUAAACAGCGUAUUACAGUGCGUAAUUUGCGUAUAAGAGAAGAUACCGCCAAAUAUCUAAGAAAUCUGGAUCCAAAUUCGGCCUACUAUGAUCCCAAAACAAGAUCUAUGCGUGACAAUCCCAAUCCUAGUACAGCAGAAGAAGAAGCUGAAUUUGCGGGAGAAAAUUUUGUGCGCUUUAGCGGUGAUACCACAAAACAUUCCCAAGCCCAAUUGUUUGCCUGGGAGGCUCAUGGCAAAGGUGUAGAUGUGCAUUUGCUGGCCGAACCCACAAAGCUGGAACUAUUGCAGAAGGAAUAUGACAAAAAGAAAGAUCAAUUUAAAUCAAGUACUAAAGAACACAUUGUGGAGAAAUAUGGUGGAGUUGAGCAUUUAGAGGCUCCCCCAAAAUCUCUACUACUCGCCCAAACUGAAGAAUAUAUAGAAUACUCUCGUAGUGGCAAAGUUAUUAAGGGCAUGGAAAAGCCAAAAGCUCGUAGUAUUUAUGAGGAAAAUGUAUAUAUAAAUAAUCAUACGACUGUAUGGGGUAGUUACUGGAAUGGUGGCCGCUGGGGCUAUAAAUGCUGUAAAUCAUUUAUAAAGAAUUCCUAUUGUGUGGGCAUGAAAGAUCCCGAAACGGUUAAUGAAUUUAAAAUGCCGAAUCCAGUGCCCGCUUUAGCAACAGUUACCAAGGAAAAAGAUGAGGAGGAAUCGUCUACAGCUUCUACAAGUUCAAGAAUACCACAGGAAGAGGCUAAUAGCAAGUCUAAUAACGAAGAGGAAGACAAAGAAUCCUCAUCAUCUAGCUCUUCUUCCUCUUCAUCAUCUUCGGAAGAUGAAGCAGAACUGCAAAAGGCUGCUUUGGAAAAUAAAAAACUCAAAAAGAAAUUGAAGAAACGUGAAAAGAAGAGAGCUAAAAAACUUAGAAAGAAGGAGAAGAAAUUGGCCAAAGAAAAAAGACGUUUCGAGGAGAAAGCCAAAGGUAAAUCAGACAAAGAUAAGAAAUCUGUUAAAGAGUUGCUGGAUGAUAGAAAACGGCCAUACAAUAGUAUGUAUGAUGUCAAGGCACCCACAGAAGAAGAUAUUGAAGAAUGGCAACGUAAACGUACAAGGGACGAGGAUCCCAUGUUACAAUUUAUGGACAAGUAGAUGUAAAUGAUGCUGUAUAAAAUGUGUAAUAAAAUGUUUUUAAGAAAUAAAGAGUUUCAAACAA
Messenger RNA from Calliphora vicina (urban bluebottle blowfly), 1926 nucleotides. RefSeq names its product Pre-mRNA-splicing factor Slu7 (gene Slu7). The record is from RefSeq and is a predicted model, not a curated record. Bases 54 to 1862 code for a protein of 602 amino acids. Gene Ontology annotation, cellular component: spliceosomal complex. Gene Ontology annotation, molecular function: pre-mRNA 3'-splice site binding. The transcript has 4 exons. Gene Ontology annotation, biological process: mRNA splicing, via spliceosome. NCBI's taxonomy places the organism in Eukaryota, Metazoa, Arthropoda, Insecta, Diptera, Calliphoridae.